AUGGUCUAUUACUUUGGCCCGGUGGGUCGUCACAAUGCCCUUGUCAUGGAAUUGCUGGGACCUUCAUUGGAAGACCUUUUUGAGAUCUGUAAUCGCCAAUUCUCCCUCAAAACCGUCCUCAUGAUUGCUCUCCAACUGGUGAGUGUCUACUUUCGUUCCUCCUUUCUCUCGUCAUUUUUUGUCGUAUGGAGGUAUCCUUCUCCAGCGCCACUUCUCACAGUAAAAACGGCGGCAAAUUCCAGAUUGAUUAUGUUUAGAGUGAAGGAUUACUCAUAUGGUGCUCGUAACCAGGAUAACGGAAUCGGAACGCUCCGGCCAAGUAAUAACCCUAAUUCUACCCAAAACCUAACCCUACUUUUCCUGGAAUUUGGCGUGGAAGCACCUCUGCUGCAGGCGGUCCUAGUUUUUAUGUCCCGUUUGGUAGACUAUAUAUCAGUAAGCUUUACCGAGUUAGGUUUAGGGUCAUAG
This is a messenger RNA of Dibothriocephalus latus, 468 nucleotides long. The record is from the annotation of a GenBank genome assembly. NCBI's taxonomy places the organism in Eukaryota, Metazoa, Platyhelminthes, Cestoda, Diphyllobothriidea, Diphyllobothriidae.